Molecule: messenger RNA, 5196 nt
Organism: Camelus dromedarius (Arabian camel)
Lineage: Eukaryota; Metazoa; Chordata; Mammalia; Artiodactyla; Camelidae
Gene: SUN2
Product: Sad1 and UNC84 domain containing 2
Exons: 18
Coding region: 1431-3623 (730 amino acids)
Cellular component (GO): meiotic nuclear membrane microtubule tethering complex; nuclear envelope
Molecular function (GO): protein-membrane adaptor activity
Source: RefSeq, a predicted model, not a curated record
UCGUCGGGAGGGAUGUUUUAUUUGAGGGUUUCUUAACUGACUGUAUUUGUGUGUGAGGUGGGGGGGGGUUUAUUCUGACUCUCCUAUAGGCUCACGUCUUGUUUUGUUUUGGAGGAUGGACCUUGACCUGCAUUUUGUGAAACCCAGACUCAGUGAUAAACAGUUUUGUGAUAGCCGACUGUACGGGAAAGACUAAAAGGCACCCCUGGGAGGGUGGAGGCAGACUGCUGGCGGUUUUCAGCACCCCUUCCCCCUUCCACACACAAACACACACCUCCAUCUGAAUAUUUAUUUAUAUUUUUGCCAGCGGCAGCUUGAGUUCUGUAGAAACACACUGCUUUGUUCCUACUCCGGGGCAAAAGCUUCAACUUCAGCAGGGCAGGGCUUAAGAGGAGGAGCCUGUGUGGGCCUCUGGAGCUUUCAGGUGGGGAGGGCAGUAGUGGGGGUGGAAUUACCUUAUAAGGAGUGGAAUCUAGAAAAAGACCCAGACCCAGACCCAGACCCAGACCCUGCUGUGGCUACUAUCAAUAUCACCUAAAACUAGGGCAGGAUGCCAGGUGGGCCUCCUACCUGUGAAGACACCAAUAAGACCAAGACAUGAGGCAGCUUGUUUUGCAGAAGAGGACUUUCUAGAAUUCCUCAGCUGGACUAACCAGAUCUUCUGGUUUCUGUAGUCUGAAUUGGGAUGUAUUAGAGCCUAUGGCCACCGCACAACCCAGAGAACUAGUCAUUUAAGUAUCAACCAGGAAUAUUAGGUGUGAUAACAAGUUGCAAGUACUAGGGACUCCUGAGCCAGCUGAAGUGAAACAGUUACUUUGUGAUACAGGCCAGCAAAGGCAACGUGUUCACACUGCUCACGCUGGUCUUCGAGAUUUUGAAUUUGGGUUUCUAGAGCUGAAAAGUUUAUGAAUCCUCCUCGAGUUGUAGAAUGCCGCGCUUUACCAGAUCUUUUCGCCUUGGCCUCCUUUGAGUCCUUGUUAUCAAUUCCAGAGCCUUGGUUUCCCACCCACGUAGUGACUGAUGUGGUUGGAAGAGAUUGACCGUAAUCCCACACUCAUACUGCUGCUCCACUUGACUAUUUUGUUAGUUUGUUAACAAGUAUUUGUUGUGUAACAACUCUGUCUGCAGCCUGUUCUGAACAUAUUGGAGGCUAUAAAAGACUCUAGUUGGAGACACAACAACACACUCCGGAAACAACUUGAAAACUUUUUGGUAGAGUGGAAAGGCCCAGGCCCUGCUGCCUGUCAGAUCUGAGCUCAAACCCUGACUCUGUCACUUACAGGCUGGAUGGCUGUGGGCAGGUUACUGAUCACCUUAGUGUCUCAGUUUCCCCCCUUGCACGAUGAGAGUAGUGACACCUCCCUUGCUCCCUUGGUCAUAAGGAUCAGAAAUGGACUUCUUCAGGGGCAGGGUCCUCAUCCCACCUCAUCAUGUCUCGACGAAGCCAGCGCCUCACGCGCUACUCCCAGGGUGACGAUGACGGCAGCAGCAGCAGUGGAGGGAGCUCGGUGAUGGGGAGCCAGAGCACUGCGUUUAAAGACAGCCCUCUCAGGACGUUGAAGAGGAAGUCCAGCAACAUGAAGCGCCUCUCCCCAGCACCGCAGCUGGGCCCUUCCUCCGACGCACACACCUCCUACUACAGCGAGUCUGUGGUCAGGGAGUCCUACAUAGGCAGCCCCCGGGCCGCCGCCCUCGCCGCCUCCCUCACUAGGAACUCCAUCCUGGACGACCAGCUGCAUGGGGACUCCUACUGGAGUGAGGACCUGCGGGUGAGAAGGAGGCGAGGCACAGGUGGCACUGAGAGCAGCAAAAUCAACGGGCUCCCUGAGAACAAGCUCUCUGAGGACUUCCUCGGGUCUUCCUCGGGCUACUCUUCCGAGGAUGACUACGUAGGUUACUCAGAGACAGACCAGCGGGGUUCAGGUUCACGGCUCCGAAACGCUGUGUCUCAGGUGGCCUCUUUUUUCUGGAUGGUGGUCACUUCUCCAGGCCGGCUCUUCGGACUCCUCUACUGGUGGAUUGGCACCACUUGGUACCGCCUCACGACAGCUGCCUCCCUCCUUGAUGUCUUCGUUUUAACCAGGCGUUUCUCAUCCCUGAAGACGUUCCUGUGGUUCCUCUUGCUGCUGCUGCUGCUGACUGGCCUGACCUAUGGAGCGUGGCAUUUCUACCCCUACGGGCUGCAGACGUUCCACCCCGCCCUGGUUUCCUGGUGGGCCGCGAAGGGCAGCAGUGGGCAGCAUGAGGUGUGGGGGUCCAGAGACUCGUCCCCACAUUUCCAGGCUGAGCAGCGCAUUCUGUCCCGGGUACACUCUCUGGAGCGGCGCCUGGAAGAUCUUGCUGCCGAGUUUUCCUCCAGCUGGCAGAAGGAGGCCCUGCGGCUGGAACGCUUGGAGCUGCGGCAAGGGGCAGGGGGCCAGGGAGGCAGCGGCGGCCUGAGCCACGAGGACACCCUGGCGCUUUUGGAGGGGCUGGUCAGCCGCCGAGAGGCUGCCCUGAAGGAGGACUUCCGCAGGGACACCGCUGCUCGGAUCCAGGAAGAACUGGUCACCCUGAGGGCAGAGCAUCAACAAGACUCAGAGGACCUCUUCAAGAAGAUUGUCCAGGCCUCCCAGGAGUCUGAGGCUCGACUCCAGCAGCUGAAGUCCGAGUGGCAAAGGAUGACCCAGGAGUCCUUCCAGGAGAGCGCUAUGAAGGAGCUCGGGCGGCUGGAGAGCCAGCUGGCAGGCCUGCGGCAGGAGCUGGCAGCCCUGACCCUGAAGCAGAGAUCGGUGGAGGACCAAGUGGGCCUGCUGCCCCAGCAGCUCCAGGCUGUGCGGGACGACGUGGAGUCUCAGUUCCCUGCCUGGAUCAGCCAGUUCCUUCUCCGAGGUGGGGGAACCCGUACGGGGCUCCUUCAGCGAGAGGAGAUGCAAGCUCAGUUGCAGGAGCUGGAGAGCAAGGUCCUCGCCCACGUGGCCGAGAUGCAGGGCAAGUCGGCGAGGGAGGCCGUGGCCAGCCUGGGGCUGACACUGCAGAAGGAAGGCGUGAUUGGGGUGACAGAGGAGCAGGUGCACCACAUUGUAAACCAAGCUCUGAAGCGCUACAGCGAGGACCGCAUCGGGAUGGUGGACUAUGCUCUGGAAUCAGGAGGGGCCAGUGUUAUCAGUACCCGAUGUUCUGAGACCUACGAGACCAAGACGGCCCUCCUCAGCCUCUUUGGUAUCCCCCUGUGGUACCACUCCCAGUCUCCCCGAGUCAUUCUCCAGCCAGAUGUGCACCCAGGCAACUGCUGGGCCUUCCAGGGUCCCCAGGGCUUUGCUGUGGUUCGCCUUUCUGCCCGCAUCCGCCCCACUGCUGUCACCUUAGAGCAUGUACCCAAGUCCUUGUCGCCCAACAGCACCAUCUCCAGUGCCCCCAAAGACUUCGCUGUCUUUGGGUUUGAUGAAGACCUGCAGCAGGAGGGGAUGCUCCUUGGCCAGUUCACCUAUGACCAGGAUGGGGAACCCAUUCAGACAUUUUAUUUUCAGGACCCUCAAAUGGCCACGUACCAGGUGGUGGAGCUGCGGAUCCUGACUAACUGGGGCCACCCCGAGUACACCUGCAUCUACCGCUUCAGGGUGCACGGGGAACCCGCCCACUAAGCCUUCUCUGAGCUGCCGGCCAGCUGGGAGGCCAGCGCCUCUCAGCACGUGCCCCCUUCUCUGGGGGUAGGUGAGCAGCACCCCUGCCACUUCCCCCACACGCUUGAAGCACACUGACUUCCAGGAGCAAGAAAGAAGAGCCCUUGGCCCAGCGGAGAUGAGAAAGAACACGCAGGCUUUUCUUGACUGGCGGGCAGCUCAGUGGGGACAGCAGGCUCCGGUGUCUCUCUUCGUUCUUUGCUCUCUGCGUGCCAGGCACCGGCCACUACUCCUGGGAGGGUGUAUAUAUGUAGCAAGUCACGGGGAAUGGAGGCAGGGAGAGACAAUGAGUGCACGUGUUCCAGCAGAGAUGGGUGAGACCUGCUUGCCCCUUGCCCGAGGGGAGGGUCAGCAUCCAGAGAGCUGCUGUUGUAAAUGAAGCAGGUGCCAAAGCCGUCGGUACCAGGCUGUGGCCUGGGGCAGCUGAGCUGCGCCCCCUCCCUAGGCAGGGAAGUGAGACCCUCUGGGAGGAGGGUGCUCAGGGUGCAGGUUGGGACUGGUACCCUGGCAGGAAGCUCCUGGGAGAGGGCAGCUGGGCUCCCCCAAAAAGCUAGUGCCAGCAACCUAGGGGAGCUUGGUCCAUGGGUUUCCUGAAGGGCUUCUAUACACUGUAUUUGUCCUGGGUCAAGGUGAGCCAUGGGGCUUCUUGUACCCUAGAAGGUCUGGCUCCUGUGAGCUUCUGAGGGCUGCUGCCUGUGUGGCUGAGGCUGGAGCCAGCCCUAUAGGAUUCCCUUCUGCUGGGACAGUACUUGCUUUCUCUCUGAUGCUAGGACUGGGGCACUCUGCUCCCCAUUUCUGCUAGGGCCUGCCAGUGUCCCAGAGCAAGCUUGCCACAGUCCCCCAGGGUGCGGGGAGCCCUCAUUCUUUGAGGCCAUGGCCAUCUGGGGUCAGCUAAAAGUGUAGGGAGCAGGAGACUCCCUGGACUCUGCAUUGUUGGCUCUACCCUAACCCUCAUCAGGCCCCUGAUGUAAGAGGCCCCUAACCCUCAGCCACCCUGUUGGGGCUUUCUCAGCUCUUGCUCAAUUCUGUUUCCUUUCAGACUCAUUUUCUAUGGGGGGUAGGCAGUCAGGGGUGGGGGGCUGGGUGAAGAAGGUGGGGGCUGACGUGGGCUUUUGGACCCAGCAGUCCCUGAUGUAUUAUGUAUAUAUUUUUCAAGGUCUGUUUUUUUAACUGAAAAGCUAAGGGCUUGAUUCCUAGCCCCGUUCUGUGGGGCAGUGGGUGAUUUCAGUUCCUUGUAACCUGGCUGCCAAGAGGGGCUUGGGACACUGGUUCCAACUCUGGGUCAUUCUGGCCUGUGGGGAGGGGGCAGGAAAGGCUGCUGUGCAGGUGGGUGCCCUGAAUGGCUUCCUGGAGGAUGGAGCUGGAAUGAAGGCAAGGCUCCCCAGCCACCCUGUGGUCCUCCAGCACUGGCCUCUGCCCCCAGACAACCAGGUUUUGCGCUCUCCUGUCACAAAUGCUGCACUGUUGGUUAAUUUUUUAAAUCUCCAGAUUCUAAUUUAUGCCUAUGCAAAAAAUAAAUUAUGCCCAGGAUUAA